Messenger RNA from Cyphellophora europaea CBS 101466, 2007 nucleotides. RefSeq lists its product as uncharacterized. NCBI's taxonomy places the organism in Eukaryota, Fungi, Ascomycota, Eurotiomycetes, Chaetothyriales, Cyphellophoraceae. The transcript has 3 exons. Gene Ontology annotation, cellular component: nucleus. The record is from RefSeq and is a predicted model, not a curated record. Bases 1 to 2007 code for a protein of 668 amino acids.
AUGUUUGAGUACGCAGACAGCCCUCCGUCGCUUCGUCACUCGCCAACUCCGAGUGACUUGUCGCAGGGCCCUUCGCGAGAUUCCACUCCCAUCACCCCCAUCUGCGCCACCCUUCCAACCAGAAAGGACUCGGCCACUCCGUGGUACAAGAAACCCAUCGACAUAGGCCGAACUACCACUCGUCUCUGUGUCGAAACUCCCGUCCUCGAGCCCGAUUUUGACGACAACUCCUUCCCACAAUUUGGCGCAUCGCCACCAGAACAUUCUAUGGCUGGCGCUGCUGGCCCAAUAAACAUCUCAGCACGACACACUUCCACCUCACCCCGCGGCAAUCAACCUUCGACUCUGACAUCUGCUCUGCAGAAAAGUGCGAGCGACAACAAGCUGACCUUUGAUGGCAUGAGCAUGGACCAAGCACGUGCGACUCCACAAUUCAAUCAAAACCCGAUGACCGACAACUACGGCGCCGAGAGUGGCGCACGGCCCAUCUCGGUCAAGGGCCGUCCCAGUGACAAGAUACGACGAGAGAGCCUGGCUCAGAGUUUGGGCACCGGCAUGAGUUGGGGAGGCGUUUCAGUCAACAGCUGGAUCCGGGACGAUAUGAUGAUGGCUGGAACAUCACCAUUCGCCUUUCAAUCUCCCUCGUACCAUUCGUCUUCGUACCUUCCUAAACUUGAGGCCAACUUCAUGAAAGAUUUCUCCUGCUGCGGUCUUACCCUGCCGACUCUCCAUGAUUUACUCCAGCAUUAUGAGGAAGCGCACGCGCAGAAAGACCCCGUAGGCAUGGAUUCAGCACAGCCCACUGUGCCAGAUACUCGCGCUGCACUUGCAGCAAAUACUGCCAACCAGGUGCAGCAGGAAGCACAGCAGAGGAGCAUGCAAGGCUCAGCAUUCAACACUGCUGUGCAGCCCAUGGGUCAGCAAAUGCCCCAACGAAGUGGACUAUCCAACACACUGCAAACUGUCCCGGAUAUGGACACCGUCGAGGAUAUGGAGAUGGAUAUGGACGAUGGCAAUGAAACUACUCCUCCGCCCAACCUGUACACCCGGAGUUCUGCGACCACUUCACCACAGACACAAUUUGCCACCAUGCAGCAGCCCCAGAUCCCCCAGCUCAACACCACCAUGAUGCAAGGGCACCAACAGUACCGCCAGUCAGCUCCGAAUACUCCAGUGGCCACUAGCAGAGGACCAGCAUUCAAUAAUGCGCCAUUGUCAGCAAACCCGAUGCAGCAAUUUCAAGACCUUCAGAACCCUUACCGGCACACUCCUGACUCAUCAGCCCCGGGAACACCGGGAGAGCUGGAUGAGAGCUUGAUGGCUGGAAUGGAUGACAUGUCAAUGCAGAAUCCUCUUUUUGGCAAUGAUGCAUUUGGCAACAACUUCGGCUACGGCAUGAAUAAUGACAUGAUCGAUCUUUGUAUCGAUGAACCCGCCAAGAGAUUGUUCCAGCAGAACCAUCGGCCCGGACAACAAGCAAACGGCAACGGCGCGCACUCUCGUCUCGGCAGCGGGCAGUAUGGUCCGAAUAGCGAUAUUGCCAGAACGAUCCGCGAACGACAAGUCGCUGCUGGUCUUCCGGACACAACCACCAACAUGCUUCCCCACGAAGAACCCAAGCCCUUCCGCUGUCCCGUCAUUGGAUGCGAAAAAGCCUACAAGAACCAAAAUGGGCUCAAAUAUCACAAAUCGCACGGCCACAAUAAUCAGAGACUGCACGAGAACGGUGAUGGCACAUUCUCGAUCGUCAAUCCGGACACGCAGGCACCAUAUCCCGGGACCCAGGGUAUGGAAAAGGAGAAGCCAUACAAGUGCGAUGUCUGUCAGAAGCGGUACAAGAACCUCAACGGCCUCAAGUAUCACAAGACUCAUUCACCUCCCUGCAAUCCAGAGUUGCAGGUCAACGUCAAUCGAUCGCCCUCGAUGGGCAUGUCUGGUGGAAUGACGACAAAUCAAGGGAUGGGCAGCUUAGGAGCUGGGCUCCAACCGGAUCACCAAAUGAUGUGA